Magallana angulata is the source of this 2231-nucleotide messenger RNA. Its product is annotated as tripartite motif-containing protein 45-like. The record is from RefSeq and is a predicted model, not a curated record. Bases 30 to 908 code for a protein of 292 amino acids. The transcript has a single exon. NCBI's taxonomy places the organism in Eukaryota, Metazoa, Mollusca, Bivalvia, Ostreida, Ostreidae. Gene Ontology annotation, molecular function: zinc ion binding.
UGAUUGUAAUGAACAUUUUUGUUAAUUAAAUGGAUCCCUGUUACAGUGCCCAGGACAUCGUUCAAUGUUUCCUUUGUAAUGAUAACAUUGUACAGAACUACUGUGACUUCUGUCAUGUCAACCUCUGUAAAGCUUGUAUAGGAGAACACAUCUCAGAUGGAUAUGACAAACAUAAAAUAGUCACCUUUCAGCAGAGAAAAUCUACCCUGAUUUUUUCAAGUUGUAAGAAACAUUCCAAAGAAACAUGUAGACUCCAAUGCCAGUCAUGUAACUUCUUUAUGUGCGCCAAAUGCUAUAUUUCAAAAGAACAUAAAGAUCAUAAUGUUAUAGAUCUAGAAAACAGCUACAAUUCGAAGAAAGCAAACAUUGAAAAACAUAUGGAAGAAAUUAAAAAUGUUAUUUUUCCAACAUAUGAAGAAAUGAGGAAGACAUUGGAGAGCAAGAUUGACAGUCUAGAUGGAAAUUAUGAAAAAAUUACUUCAAUGAUUUCCAGACAAGGAGAGGAAUGGCAUAGAGAAAUUGAUAGAUCUAUCAAACAAAUGAAGAACGAAAUAAAUGAGAUCAAAGUUCAUCACCGGGACAUUUUGAAAAAACAUUUUAAAGAGAUCGAACAGAUAGAAUCCUUGGUAAAAGAAAAUAUACGCACUCUGGAAGACAUACAGCGGAAAUCCAAUGUCGUAUCUGCAAUCAUCGAAUACAAAUCCCGAAACAACGAAUUUGGUAAACUUCCUCCGAAAGUUGAAGUCUUAUUGCCAACAUUUUUUUCCGAGCCAUUGGAUAGGGGGAAAGUUGAUAAAAUGAUAGGGUCCAUUAAGCCUCUCACCUCUACUACAGAUGAAAAUGGUUAUGAAUUGAAAAAACAAAUGGGGCCUUAUAGAGAACUGCUUGAUGCUCCCGAAGUCAUCUAAGCGUUUAACACUGGGUAUAACAGUCUUUCAAGUGUUUCCUUUCGCAGCACACAAGAAAUAUGGACGUCUGCUGAAAUACCUGAAAUAAAAUGCUUCAACAUAAAUGGAAACUCUAUCAAUUCAAUCAAAACAAAGUCUGGAGAAUAUCCAAAUGAUAUAGCAGUCACAAGUGAUGGAUUUAUGUUGUAUUGUGACUGGAUGGGGAAUGUAAAUAAAGUUGUGAAUGGACGAAUAUAAAAAAUAAUCAAACUUCUAGGAUGGGUACUCGGCAAUCUGUGCGUCACUUCGACUGAUGAUCUUCUGGUUGUGAUGUGUAAUGAUGACAAAACCCAUUGCAAAGUUGUUCGAUACUCAGGCUCAGUUCUGAAACAAACAAUUCAAUAUGAUAAGAACGGCAAACCGUUGAACUAAGGAGUUUUCAAAGUAAAAUACAUUGCAGAAAACAGAAACCUAGAUAUAUGCGUGGCUGACCGUGCAGCUGGUGCAGUGGUAGUUGUUAGUCAGGCUGGGAAACACUGAUUCCGCUACACCGGUCAUCCAUCUAAGGAGAAUCCGUUUAUUCCUCGUGGCAUCACAACAAACAGCCAGUCAGAUAUUGGUAGCAGAUUUUGGCAAUAUCGGUAUCCAUAUUCUGAAUCAGGAUGGUCAGUUCUUGCGUUUUAUUAAUGUGGCUUGUCUGUUGACACACUUGACAACUUAUUCGUUGCCGAGUACAAAACUGGAGAUGUUAAGGUCAUCAAAUAUCUGUAGUGAACGACCAUGUGUUAAAAGUUGGUAUGCUGUCUUACCUUAAUUUAUUGAAAUGACUUCAAUGUGUUUUAUGUUCUUUAGUCAUAUUUGAUUUAAGUUAUUUUUACUCUAAACGUGUAUUAGUACUUACUGUAGUAUAUUAAAAAAGAUGAUGCUACUUUCUUUUAAGAGUUUUGAAGUGAUCCAUGUUUUAAUUUCUGUACCAAUUAACAUUAGACGUAUUAUUUUUUAAUGCAUGUAAAAGUGUCAUUUGAUGUAUAUAUUUGAUGACAUGUAUAACACCUGUUUCAUGUCAAAUAUGUAGGCACACAAGAUAUGUGUAGCUUCUAUCUUUUUACAUAAAAAAACCAAAUCUUCAUUCUUUUAUUAUAUCAUUGUUGCUGUUAAUAUUAAAAAACAAAUAACAAAUGCUAAUUAUGAUAUAUAUAUUUUUUAAAUUAUUUAUUGUGAACAUUCAUAAUUCAGAUUUUAAAUGGAAAAUUAAAGGAAUGUAUACGUACAAAAUACGUUUUAAAUUGGUAUUUAAAACUAUUGAAUUUAUUGUAGUUUCCGGUAACUCAUAAUUAGCAACAU